AUGGAUGAAUUUCAUAUUGACUUUCAUCAUGGAGGAUAUUUCGUUAAUGACAAAUAUAUAGGAGGUGAAGUGUCAAACUGGAAGUGUGAUGGUGACAGAUGGAGUUACUUUGAAAUAUUGGGGGUUGUCAAAGAGAUAAAGUAUCCAGGAGUUCAAGAAAUUUGGCAUGACUUUGUUGGAACAUUGAAGGCGCUGGAAGAUGGUUUUGAUUCUGACUAUGCAACUGAAGAUUUAGAAAGUGAGGAUGACAUUAGUUGUGAACAUUCACAUGAGGAUGAGAAUGUUAAAUACCCAUCAUUUGUCAUGCCUAAGAGGUUUAAUCACUAUAAGUGGGUAUUGAGAAGCUUUUUCUCAACAAAGAGAGAGCUCGAGGAAGUUAUUGCAAGUUAUGUUGUUCAUAAUGGAAGGGAUUUAAGGUGUCUUAAGAAUGACAAUAUUAGGGUUAGAGUUGGUUGCAAGGAAGGGUGUGGAUGGGUGGCCUUACGUUCCAAAUUUCCUAAUGCGGGUACAUGGCAAUUGAGAACACUUAAUGACAAUCACACUUGUAAUAGAGAGUUCAAUGUUAAAAUGUUUAAUUCUAAUUGGCUUAGGAAGAAAGUGUAUACAACAGUUAGAAUCAACCCUAAUGUGAAACUGACAGCUAUAUGUGAAAAAGUGCAUGAGAAAUGGAAUGUUGGUAUGAGUAGGAUGAAAGCUUAUAGGGAGUGGAAUACGUCAUUGAAUAUUGUUGAAGGGUCAUUCAAGAAGCAAUAUCAUAGAUUGUGUGACUAUGCACAUGAGUUAUUGAGGUAA
This is a messenger RNA of Lathyrus sativus (Indian pea), 792 nucleotides long. The record is from the annotation of a GenBank genome assembly. Lineage: Eukaryota; Viridiplantae; Streptophyta; Magnoliopsida; Fabales; Fabaceae.